UUGGCUAAGCAACUUGAGAUUUAGAACAGCAUCACACCUGGAUUUUAGUUUAUCUGUUAGGUUGCAUUAGAACCUUCAAGAAACAAGGUUGAUGAAUGGUGCAUCGUUGUCAGCACUGAUCCAGAAAAGAAAGAAUACACAGGAAGGAAGGAAGGGAAGUUGCUGCUGCUUACAGUCAACAUCCGGUCUACAGCUUCUGUUCAUCGUCUUGAAAGUGACAAAAGGGCAUAUUUUUUGCUGCAACAAUCACAGCCAUUCUUGUUCCUGUUUACUCUUACUCAACCAAGCUGAGGAAGUUAAAUCCGCAGCAUCCUACGAACCAACAAGCAAUUAUUAUGGAAAUUGAGUUCUGUGCAAAACCAAGAACGAAAACACACCCAAUCCUAUCUAGAAUUGGAUGCAGAGUAGAUGGGCUUUACCUUGAUUCCUUUUAUUCCACACACAGAUUUCGCUUUCAAUCCCUUCCCCCUCAUUUUUCUUCGAAAGAACGGACUCCCACGAAUUUAUCCAGAAGAACACACCCGCUAUUUCUCUAAACCUCAAGCGAAAGACUUAAAAAACGUCAAGGUGACUUGUCGUUUUCAUCAAGACGACAUGUAGCUCACCUUGAGAUCAUCCUUUCUAAUAGACCAGACCAGACCAGACCGUUUUCACCAUCCUCUGCCUGUCCCUGCUGCAAGUAAACGCAGAAACCACAUAACAAAAACUCCUUCACUCUCUCCUCCUCUACUGCAAAUCUUGACAUCCAAUUAAAACCCCUAAUUUCACUUUCUUCCAGAGGAUGGCAGGAGGUUCCCACCCCAAAUCCUCCACUCACAAACCCUCCUCCUCUUCCACCCCUGCCCCCCACCGCAAAUCCCGUUGGGAAUCUACCUCCAACAACAACAACAAUCCACCACCACCUCAAUCCAACCAGAAACUCCCUAAACCAAACCCUUCCCCAAAGCCUAACACUGGGCGAUCCCCCAAGCCCGCUACUCCUACUGCAGGCCCAAUCCAACCUUCACAAGUCCCUCCGUUCCCGUUCCCAGACCUCGGCCCUCCUCCACCACCUACCUACGGCUUUCACAUGCUUGAACGCCGCACUAUUAUGCUCGCCGACGGCAGCGUCCGUUCUUACUUAGCUCUCCCCCCAGAUUACCAAGACUUCCCUCGUCCUCCUCUUCCGCCGCGGUUCCUUCACGGUGGGCCCACCCCCGAAUUUCUUCCCAGUGGGCCUCGCUUCCCUCCACGGAGCCCUGAUGUGCUAGGUUUUCAAAAUCAGAAUAAGAGGAAAUUUGAAGAGGAAUUAGUGAAGCACGGGAAUAGUAGUAGUAGUAACUAUAACAACAACAAUUCAAAUGGGAGAAAUUAUACUUUUGGGGGUGCCGGGACUAGUAAUGCGGGGGAUGAAAUGAGAGCGGGGAAGCAAAUGAGGAUUAGUAGCGGUGAUGGUGUGGGGUUUGUCAGUAGUAAUAAUAAUAGGAAUGUUGGUGAAGUGAACCAGAGUGAAUUAAAGAAAGCGUUUUUGCAUUUUGUGAAGGUGAUUAAUGAGAAUGAGGCUGAUAGGAAGAAGUAUUUGGAGGAUGGGAAGCAAGGGCGGCUUCAAUGUGUGGCUUGUGGCAGGUCUUCCAAAGACUUCCCAGACAUGCAUGCUCUUAUAAUGCACACGUACAGCUCAGAUAAUGCUGAUGUGCGUGUGGAUCACUUGGGCUUACAUAAAGCUCUCUGUGUUCUAAUGGGAUGGAACCAUUCAAAGCCUCCUGAUAACUCAAAGGCCUACCAAUUCUUACCUGCUGAUGCAGCAGGAGCAAACCAGGAUGAUUUGAUUAUGUGGCCACCAAUGGUGAUAAUUCAUAACACAAUUACAGGGAAGGGUAAAGAUGGGCGCAUAGAAGGUUUGGGAAACAGAGCAAUGGAUAGCAAAGUGAGAGAUCUCGGAUUUGUGGGUGGCAAGUCAAAGUCCUUGUAUGGAAGAGACGGUCAUCUAGGCAUUACCCUUGUAAAGUUUGGUGGUGAUCAAUCAGGUCUGAAAGAGGCUGUACGGCUGGCAGACCACUUUGAGAAGGAUAAUCGUGGACGCAAAGCUUGGGGUUGCAUACAGCCUCUGACAUUUGGCAAGGAUGACGAGAAAAAUCCAAACCUUGUGAAGGUGGAUAGGAGUGGGGAGAAAAACAGGAUUCUAUAUGGUUAUCUUGCAACAGUUGCUGAUCUAUACAAGGUUGAUUUUGAGACAAGGAAGAAGGUCGUGAUUGAGAGCCAUCAGGAACACAAAGCAUCCAAGUAGACUAUGGAUGAUGACAUGAGGCCGUUUGCUAACUCUAUUUAAGUUAAGAGGCAGCCUCUUGGAGUUUGGAUGCUAACUUAUCAGUGUUUGUAUUGACAGCUUGUGGUACGCGGGAAUUUUACAGCUUCAGGUCACGUGAUUGUUUACAUGUUCCCCUGUUAUUCGCCCGCUAAUGUAUAGACAUGAGUUGGCAUCAUACUUGCAAGCACUGAUUAUGCACGCUACCAUUUAUCUGUGCUAACUACACGUAGGAUUAAAUGCAUGGAAAAAGGGAGAUCUCUCUCAAGGAAAGAGUCUUCACGUGUGUGCUUGUUGAAGUCGGGAUGCCGAAAUGAAGAUGUUUUCUUUGGAAUUGAAGGGUGACAACUUGCACAGCGGUUUGGAUGGUUUAACAGGACGCAGCGCAGCCUGGCUUCUUUGGAAUUUAAGCAAAGUCGCCCAUUCUAAAAUCGUGGUGAUUUUCUUGUUUCUUUCUUCCUAAAUUCCGUGGGACCAUAAGAUCGUUUAUUUAUGCUGGUGGUGAGUGUAAUGUUAAUGACUGCCUGGUUGAUGGGUCGCACACUGACUCGCACUCUCAAAAGUUAUGAAGAUUUGAUAUCCUUAUGACACUGCUAGUAAAUAGGAGAAAAGACAUCUGAUAACCAUGCACUGAGAAAUUGUACGAGAUGAGGCCUUUAUCUUGGCCAAUUAUUUUCUGGGGUUCUUGAUAAUGACAAUGUUGUCUUAACACU
Populus nigra (black poplar) is the source of this 2997-nucleotide messenger RNA. RefSeq names its product protein SUPPRESSOR OF GENE SILENCING 3-like. Gene Ontology annotation, biological process: regulatory ncRNA-mediated gene silencing. NCBI's taxonomy places the organism in Eukaryota, Viridiplantae, Streptophyta, Magnoliopsida, Malpighiales, Salicaceae. The transcript has 4 exons. The coding region runs from base 782 to 2266 and encodes 494 amino acids. The record is from RefSeq and is a predicted model, not a curated record.